This is a messenger RNA of Brachypodium distachyon (stiff brome), 1050 nucleotides long. RefSeq lists its product as uncharacterized. Lineage: Eukaryota; Viridiplantae; Streptophyta; Magnoliopsida; Poales; Poaceae. The coding region runs from base 351 to 776 and encodes 141 amino acids. The record is from RefSeq and is a predicted model, not a curated record. The transcript has 6 exons.
GCUCCCGUCCCAAGCUCCCUCAACGGCCUCACUACUCACUACUCAGUCGUCAUCACCACCUACACUCUUCUUCCUCUUCCAUCUUCUUCUUCAGAACCAAGUGCGUCACCCGAUCGAUCGCGCAGAGGAAGAAGAAGAAGAGGAGCCAGGCCGCAGGCGGUGGCGGAGUCCCUCCCGCAGACUCCUCUCGAGACUCGACUCCAUAUCAAGGAACUCGCCACCAACAGUCAACAGACACCGGGGUUUGGAGCACAAGCGGGAGGUGGAGGGAACUGCUGACGGUCCAUCCAUAUCCAUCUCGAGGGAACUGGAGGAAACAAAAAGUCGGUGGAAAGAGCCAGACCACAAGCAUGGCUAAGACAGAAGACGUGGUAUUGGAUAUUGAAGGUCUGCCUCAACAACCUGAUAAAUGCUCCACUGGAAGUCCAAAAAUGACAAGAGCCCUAUCCCGUAAGGGUUCUAAUCGCACCGAGAGGAGGAGCGGUGAAGAUCAGGAGCCAGAUGACUUGGCAAAAAAACUUAUUAUUAAAGUUGUGCCGUCUCAAUUGGAGCAGCUCAAGUUGCCCCUUGUUCAGAACAAAACUCUGGUUGCUCCACAAUGCGCUGGCUGCACACCUGUUGUAACCGACUCCGUUGAAAUAAGGAGCAAAAGAUUUAAUCGAUUCACAUCGUUCCAUCCCCGGAAAAUCCUCCUCUUCUUCGCAACUUUGUCGAGCGUCGGGACGAUGAUACUGAUAUACUUCACGCUCGCCAUCAACAACAGAACAGAAGCGUAGCCAUCGUUGUGCGGAGAGGAGUCGGAACUCGGAAACGGUCACUUUUGGGUCGGCAGGCAGUACAUUCCAUAGCUAGGAUUCUGGUUUUAGUCUUUUUCUUUCCAGGUUUUUGUUUUGGUGGGGGUGAAAGAAUGAAGCAGCAGCAAUGAUCUAGAAACAAGCAGCCAUGCAUACCCCCCUGAAUUCUUCCGUUUCUGGGUUAACAGAAAAAUGUUGUUGCGAUCUUAGUGAUGAGAGUUAUAUAUAAGAAACCUAUGUAUACUUGUUGUUGUUA